CUGCAAAUCUUCAUUUGUAGUGUAAAACGUGAACAAGUCGGACGCCAUUGCGAGUAAUUCCAUUUUUGUUUAAUUUCAAAUAGUAUUAAGUUUGUGAUAUUAAAUGAAGACUGUGCUAAUUAAGAUUGCAAUCUGAAGAAAAAGAGUCGUUGAAGACUUUUGGUGAAGCUUUUCUGUUCAAGAAGUCAUCUAAUAAGAAAAACUAAAAAUGGACGAUGAUCAACAGUUCUGUCUACGAUGGAACAAUCACCAGAGCACACUCAUAAGUGUGUUCGACACACUUUUGGAAAAUGGAACGUUAGUUGAUUGUACAUUGGCGGCGGAAGGGAAAUUUUUGAAAGCACACAAAGUUGUUCUCUCCGCGUGCAGUCCGUAUUUUGCGGCACUACUCUCUCAACAAUAUGACAAACACCCAAUCUUUAUUCUCAAAGAUGUGAAAUUUCAAGAAUUGCGCGCCAUGAUGGACUAUAUGUAUCGUGGUGAAGUGAAUAUAUCACAAGAUCAAUUGGCUGCAUUGUUGAAAGCAGCUGAAUCCCUGCAGAUCAAGGGAUUGUCCGAUAGUCGAGGCAGUGGCGGAAGUGGUGGAUCAUCUCAGAAAGCUGAUACAUCAACAAAAACACACGCAAGUGUACCUGCAGCAAAGACAACGGCUGGUCUCACAAUAGAACAGAAGAGGCCACGUAUUGAGAAGCAGCAUCCCGCCACAAUAGAUAUGGAGCCAGAUGUGUCAGAUUCACGAGAGGGCUCAACUAGUCCCAACUCAAGAAAACGAAAGAAAGUUCGCCGGAGGAGCAUAGAAACAAACAACAUUGGCGAUAAUCAUGACCAGCACUCAAAUUCCUCGUCACAUUCAAUGCCUCAUGCUGCUUCGUCCACCCAUUCAACAUCAAUGCCAACUAUUACCUCAGCUACCUCUUCCGCAAGCGUAUUGAAUGUUACCAAAAAGACUGACCACCAAUCGCACGAAAGCAAGGGUGACAUUGAGAGGGAUGUGGAUGAUAAUGGUGACGAUGGGGCGGAUGGUGGUGAAUCGCAUCAGCAGCCAGUUGUGACACGAAGUAAACAAAGUGUUUCUGGUGACACGGAUUCGGUGGCUGGUGGUGUUAAGGAUAAAAUGGAACAUUCAACGCACUCGGACAUGCUGCUCGAACCAAAAAAUGAAUAUGACGAAAGCAACGAGGGAAAUGUUGAGGAUCUGACACUUGACGAUGAGGAAUUGCUAGAUGAUUUGGAACAAGCUGGACCCAGUCAUGGUGGUGAAGGCUCUAGUCAAGGAUACGCUCAAUGGCAAAUCGAAAGAUCUCAAGAUGAAGUGUUUAUGGGCGGACAGGAUUCAGCUGGGCAACAUCGGGAUGCACAAGAAGAAUUGACAUGUACACCGAACUUACAGUUUUUAAACAAUGACCCAGAAUCUCAGCGAUUCUUUUGCAAUGUUUGUGACAAGAGUUAUCUGCGAAAGCGCCAUUUGCAGCGCCAUAUGCGCGAUGAGUGCAUUGGUAUUCCGCCGAGAUUCAAUUGUUCACUGUGUCCGUCGAAAUUUCGCCGGAAAUAUCAUUUGGUGCGUCAUCUGAACUCCAAGCAUGGUAUUGUGACGCCAAAGAUGGAAUCAACGGGAAAUUCGUCUGGGAAUGAGGGUGGUGGUGGUAGUGGGAUGAAUAAUGGGAGUAUGCAGGAGGAUAUGGAGAUGUACAAUCGUGCCAUAAGUUUGAUUGUGCCAAAGAAGGAGCCACCACCGGCUGGUGGUGAGGUGUCGGCUCCGCAAUUGGAUGAAAAUAUGGAGAUUUACAAUCGUUUGAUGAAUUUUGAAAAAUUCUCAAUUGGUGGUUUGACCAAGAAGGAUGAUUCGAUGGCAGCUACGGAGGGUGCAACAUUGGCUGAUAGUAUUGAGAUUUACAAUCGUUUGAUGAAUUUUGACAAAUUUUCUGCUGGUGGGAUUUUGAGUAAGCAACAACAACAACGUUUGCAGCAAUCAACACCACCAAUAUCAUCUGCCUCGACACCAUUGAUCAUUAAGUCAAAACGUAAGAAUGUCCCAUCGCCAUUACCGGAGGAUUUUCAAAUGAAGAUGAAUAUACAAUUUAAGACGGCCGAAUUACCAUCGGCUACCAUUAAAAAUCCCCAAUUGGGGAGCUCAACGCAACCACAGAAAUUUGUACCAAAUGACAUGCAGUAACUUUCCUGCCAAGGCUAUUUUUCCACAUCAAAGUUUUUCACAUUUUUUAACAAGAAAAAAAAACUAUAUAAUAUUUUUUAAACUAUAUAUAUUCUAUUGAAAAAAAAAUGAACAAAAGAAAAAAAUACUUUAAAAAUUAGAAUUUUAAGACAAAGAGAAAUCUAUCUCAAUUUUUGAGAUGAUAUUUUUCUAUUUGAAAGUUUUUUAAACGAGAAAAAAAGUCUCAAUGAUGACAAAGGUUUUUUUUGAAAAGUAUUUCUAUGAGAUGAAUAAGAUUUUAUUUUUUUAAAGAAAAAAAAAGAAGGCCCUACAAUCACAAAUCUCUAAUUUUAUCAGUAUUUUUGAGGAAUGGGGGAUGGCUUUCAAGCUUCGUACACAGUCAUUCUAGCUUCGAACACUUCAUAUUUUUCUCAUAUUCCACAUUAGGGUAAAUGUCCUAAUUCAAAACCAUUUCCAGACGCUUUAACUUUGACAGAAGAUUCAACACAUUAAGUUUAAAUUUUUUUGAAGAGAAUUACAUAAAUAUGCUCCUUAACUCUUCUAGAAUGUUACUGUUUAGUGAAAAUUCUUUAGAUAUAAUUUGAAAACUUCUUAAAUACAAGAAAAAUACGUGAGUGUAAAAUGCUUCUAUUUUAAACAAAUUAGCCCAAAUGGAGACAAGGGAUGUUUCUAAUUGGAGACAAGGGAAGUUUCUAAUUGGAGACAAACAGUGUAAGGCUUCCAAAACCUUGUUGAGUUGCUCCUGAGUGCAGGAUUUGUUCUUAUUCCUGCUCUUUUCACCUUUCCCAUCUAAAACAAUAAAAAAAAUCUCUCCCAAAACAAAUCAUAUAUCCGGGGUUUCCUAUUGAAGCAUUUGCAGACACUUUAAAACAAACUUUGUUCACAAAAAAGGUAAUUAUUGCAUUAGAAAACUUCACGUACCGCGUUAAUAAUAAAGAUUAGCACUUUAUUUAACUAAAAUUAGCAGGGGGUGACAUUACCUUUGAAAAAUGCGACCGGUUUUAGUGUAAUUUUUUCCCUGUUUUCGUACAUAUGUCACGAGAUAUCUCCAAAACUACGUAGGUUGCCAAUUUAGGGUUUUCGGUUGCCUCUUCGUUGUUAAAUUGGCUUUUAUUUUGUAUUAGUAUUUUUUGCUAAUAUUUUUCGGCACCCUAGAAACAUAUGGGAAUCAUAGGAAAUGUCAUGCCCCUGAAAAUUAGCCAUAAAUAUGACAUAAAUAUUAAACAAAACGAAUAAACAACAUUCACUUUAUUGUGUUUUUCAUUGGAAAACAUGGUCGAUCGAUGAAAAAUUCAAUAGUGAAAAGGUACACUUUUAAUUUUUCUGAUAAAUUAACAAAUUAAAAUUUGUGAAUAUGAAUGAAUUUUCGCUUUAUUUGGAACAAAAUUAACUAAAUAAUAAAACUGUGGUAUAGAAAAUAUAUAAAUAUAGUAAUUAAGUACUGUAUUUAUCAUGAAAACAGUGACGUUUCCAUUUAGAGUAGUGAAAAAAUUCCAUUUAGAGCAGGUUCUGAUUUAGCUUAAUUUACCCUAAUGAAUUUGACUUUUUUUCAGGAAAUGUUUGACAAGGUCAGAUCCAUUGAAGAAAUAUGAGAAAAAUAUGAAGUGUGCGAAGCCUGAAAACCUCCCCUAUCUUCUCAUUUUUGUCAGUCGAUUAUUCUAGUAUUUUUUUUU
Molecule: messenger RNA, 3846 nt
Organism: Phlebotomus papatasi
Lineage: Eukaryota; Metazoa; Arthropoda; Insecta; Diptera; Psychodidae
Product: longitudinals lacking protein, isoforms F/I/K/T-like
Exons: 8
Coding region: 209-2173 (654 amino acids)
Biological process (GO): regulation of transcription by RNA polymerase II
Cellular component (GO): nucleus
Molecular function (GO): protein binding
Source: RefSeq, a predicted model, not a curated record